Diatraea saccharalis (sugarcane borer) is the source of this 1595-nucleotide messenger RNA. The record is from the annotation of a GenBank genome assembly. NCBI's taxonomy places the organism in Eukaryota, Metazoa, Arthropoda, Insecta, Lepidoptera, Crambidae.
AGUUGAAUUCAACCAUUAGUCUCAAAUGGUUUGUAUCUUUCCGUAUCAAGAAAAAAAAAAUGUUAAAUGGAUUAGUUAUAUGGUCUCUUUGAUUUUAUUUUUUACAUUUUAAGAUUUUAUUUUAUCAUUUAACGUUCGACUUAACAUUGGAAUAUUUUUCUUAUAUACUUAUUUUUAGUGCCACACAAAGUUAUUAAAGGUAUACUAAAGACUUGUUAUCUUAUUAUAAAUAAAAAAAAAUACAAUUAAACUGAUGACAAGGCAGCAUGGUCUAUGACCUUAGCCUGUUCCAAAUGGAACGAAUAAAAAAAAACAUCACUUUUGUAUAUAAAUUAUAAUUUUAUUAGUGCACUUGUGAUAGAUAUCAUUGGAGUUUUAUUUUAUCAGUUCUUCUAAAAAGAAUUUUAACAUUUCUUUAAUAACUACAAAUGCAGAAAUUGUAAUAAACGCUGUUGCAUUUUAAGCCAUAAUGGAAGUCAAUUACAUUUCGCACAGUAAUCACGAUGAAAGCGAUACGGAAGUUGAAAUUGAUCCAAUUUAUGAUAUAAUUGAUUACUUAGUGAGAUGUGCGAAGAUUUCGUUUAAAAAUGCCCAUAUAAAUGAAGGUGAGGUAAAGACUAGCGAUAAAAUUGAAAUGGCAUAUGAGCUGUUCAAAAAGUCACCUACAGAGUUUCUUAUGCAAUUUGGGAAGUACCUAGCUCCAAAUCAUUUGAUAUAUUUUGAUAAAUUAAAAUCCACUAUUCAUGAACAUAAUUAUGCGGAAUGCAUGAGACAACUAAAAGUGUAUCACUCUGAAGAGAGUAAACGUAAAAGAAUAAGGAAUAGGAGAUACAAAGCUUUGCAAAAACUUGAAAGUGAAACUGAUUAUUUCAGUGACAAACAAAUGAUGUCCAGGAACCCACUUUUGUAUGAACAAUUAGUGGGUCAAUACCUGACAGAUGAAGAAAUAAGGGAGCGUGAUGGAGUGGAUAGAGAAAACUUGACAUUUCUCAAUUUAAUAUUAGAAACUGUUGAUCGCAAUCAAAUGAGAGAAACAAAAAAUGAGCAAUUACUUGCUGAAAAAAUGGAUAUAACAAAGGCAACCGAGGCUGAAUGUAAAUCAUCAGUAAAUGAAGAUAAUGUAAGAUCUAACAAGCAAUGGGGUGAGUUUUCAGAAGACACUCCCAAAAAGCAAUGGGGAGAUUUUGAUAAAAUAGAUACAAGACCUGACCAUAAGCCCGAAGUCAGAAAACAAUGCACUAUUAGUGCACCUGAGCGACGGUUGUUUCGUGAAGAAUUUCUUCAAGAAAUGUACAGCAGUUUCAUUGAAGGAAGAGAUGAUGUUGAUUAUGAAGGUAUCGAUAAUGAUGAACAGUAUGAUGAUUUAAAACAAUUUUCUCAAGAUGAAGAGGAUAAAUAUUUUGAUUCAGAAAGUAAUGAAGUGGAAAAUUUAGAGCAACAUAUGAUACUUGUUGAUGAAUAUACCAAAAAACAAACUGAUUAUAGUACAGAAGAAGAUCCUUUAGAUGUUUUCAUGACACAUUUAUCUAAUAGAUUAAACAUGAAACAUUAUUGCUUUGUUUUAAUUUUAACUAACAACUUCCUAACUGUAUAGG